Molecule: messenger RNA, 876 nt
Organism: Penicillium digitatum Pd1
Lineage: Eukaryota; Fungi; Ascomycota; Eurotiomycetes; Eurotiales; Aspergillaceae
Biological process (GO): transmembrane transport
Molecular function (GO): transmembrane transporter activity
Source: RefSeq, a predicted model, not a curated record
AUGGCCGCAGACUUUUGGGCCGGCUACAUCAGCGGAGCCGUUGGGAUCAUCAUUGGCAAUCCUCUCGAUGUCAUCAAAGUCCGGCUACAGGCCGGAGGCUCACAUACAGAUGCAUCAUCGGUACGUUCAAGCCGCUUUGAAAGAGCAAGCUCUCUUGUGCGAGGCGCAGCUGCUCCGAUCUUAGGCUAUGGAGCUCUCAAUGCUAUUCUUUUUGUCGCUUACAAUCGAUCCUUAGCAGCAUUGGACGGGUCCGUGACGGAUCCCACCAAUCCCGUGGGGGUCUCGGCUUACAAGAUUUGGCUGGCCGGUGCCGCAGGCGGACUGGCUAGCUGGUCCAUUUCAUCUCCAACGGAGUUCAUCAAGUGUCGGGCGCAGCUGGAUCGCCGGCCCGAAGUCUCCUCGUGGGCGGUGGCCAAGGACAUCUUCCAAACCCGCGGUUGGAGGGGUCUCUACUUUGGGGGCGGGAUUACUAGCGCCAGAGAUUCAAUUGGCUAUGGAUUCUAUUUCUGGUCCUACGAACUUUCCAAACGAUUUUUGGACUCUGAUGAUGAUGGUUCACACCAGAUUGCUUUGAAGAUUCUGCUAUGCGGUGGCAUUGCCGGCGUUGUCACUUGGGGCUCGGUGUUUCCAUUAGAUGUGAUUAAGACUCGGCUACAGGCACAGACAAUUACAGAUCAUUCGCCCGGGACAAUCGAGAGCCAGUCUCUACUACGGCCACAGCGUCACACGCUGAAUUCUUUCCAAAUUGUGAAGGAGACAUAUCGUGCCGAGGGUAUCAAGGCAUUCUAUCGUGGCCUUGGAGUCUGCAGUGUAAGAGCGUUCAUUGUGAAUGCUGUUCAGGUCUGUUUUCUCCAUGUUGUCAUCACAAUGGAUUAA